Messenger RNA from Anopheles bellator, 14585 nucleotides. RefSeq names its product ankyrin repeat and KH domain-containing protein mask (gene mask). The record is from RefSeq and is a predicted model, not a curated record. Lineage: Eukaryota; Metazoa; Arthropoda; Insecta; Diptera; Culicidae. Gene Ontology annotation, biological process: innate immune response. Gene Ontology annotation, molecular function: protein binding; RNA binding. Bases 1 to 14028 code for a protein of 4675 amino acids. Gene Ontology annotation, cellular component: cytoplasm. The transcript has 24 exons.
AUGCAGAAUGCGGAACAAUCCGGAGUGAAAAACCGGGAUAAAUUGGUUAAAUCAGUGAUUCAGCAGACACCAUCGAAAUCGCAGCUGUCUUCGUCGUCUUCGUCGCCGUCGCCCUCUUUAUCCUCGUCAACAUCGUCAGGAACAGGAGCACCACCGAAGGCUUCGUCAUCGCCACCAUCGAAGAAUAGCAGCAAAAGCAGCACUAUCGGUGGUGGUAGUAGCAGCAUUGGUGGUGGUAUUAGUAGUGGCAAUAGUGGAGAAAUAGGCGGUGAACAGGGGGCCACUGCUUCUGCCGUUACUGGUGCAUCCGCCGCUGUUCCUGAUGCUGCUGCAACGACACCCUCGGUAAAGAAGUCGUACGCAGCGCAGGACGAUGGUUUCGGGUCGGUCGCAAAUAACCACCUAACGACCGCUUCACCAGAAUCUGUCGCUAUUGGCCGCCUGCGCCAGCCACCACCACCAUCGCCAGAACCUGAGGCGUUGGCCGACGAUCCGGACAUAGAAGUGGUUGACGCGCUCGCCGCCUCAUCAGCUGCUGGCGUGCUCGGUGCAACUGCAUCCGGCACUACUGAGCGGGGCUCGUGCGAAGCUUUCGUUCCACCUCCCGCCAGCAAAGUACGGCUCCAAGUAGUGAGCAAGAAAGCUGGCAACAUAAGUAGUAAAAACAAUUCUAAAAAUAAUGAUAAGACAAUGUCGGCGACGAAGAGUUCAUCAACAGCAGCAGCCAUUGCUGCGCCAGCUACAACACCGCCCUCACCAACCGUGCCACCUACUGCCACAUCCGCCCCGGGUCCGGGAGGCGAGGAUGCUACCGUUGUGAAUGGCAGAAACGGUAAGCCAGGUGCCGAGGGCGGUGUCGCCGUCCCAACCGCCAAGGUGCCACCGGGCGGUGGGUCCGGUUCUGGCGGCGCCAACAAGUCGUCGAAUACUAACAAACUUUCCAGCAAUAAUUCGUCCCCUGCCAAAUCGGAUACGGAGACAUUUUCGGAGUUUCAGCCUCGCGUAUCGGACUCAUCGGAAUCGGACGAGGAAUCGGUAUCGGAGAUUUUGCUGGCUUGCCUGUGUCUAAGGCCAGAUCUGCUGGUUGACUCCUUUCCAUUAGAUCAGCAAUCGAUCGAAAUUCCAGAAACGGAGUGUUCGGAUAGUUGCGAGAAUGAUGUUGAUAUGGAUGAGUCGGACAGUUGCGACAACGAUGCCGACGAUAAUGAUGAUUCCGAAGAAGACGAUGAAGAUGACGACGAAAUGGUUCAUAGUACAGUGCCGGGUAAAUUUCUCCUAGAGAAUGAUGACGACACUGACCAUGAAAGAGAUGAAGCAGCGCAUGCACUGACGCGAAUGAAGUCCAGUGACGGUAGUCCCAGGGAUAAAACUCUGAUAUCACGUACGCUGAUUGCUGCCUGCACCGAUAACGACGUGACAACCGUCCGGAAGCUGCUCUGCGAGGGAGGUAAUUCGCUGAGCGAAGCUACCGAGGAGGGGGAUUCGCUGCUGUCGCUGGCGUGUUCCGCGGGCUAUUACGAAUUAGCUCAGGUCCUGCUAGCGAUGUCCGCACAGGUGGACGACCGUGGCCAAAAGAACGACUGUACCCCGCUGAUGGAAGCGGCAUCUGCUGGUCAUGUCGACAUCAUCGAGCUGCUGUUCAAACACGGUGCGGACGUAAACGCACAGUCCUCGACCGGUAACACGCCGCUCAUGUAUGCGUGCGCAGGAGGGCACGAACGGGCGGUCAAGGUGCUGCUGGAGCACGGUGCCAAUGUGGAAGAUCAUAACGAAAACGGACAUACGCCGCUGAUGGAGGCCGCAUCUGCCGGACAUGUCGGUGUGGCGAAGAUACUGCUGGAACACGGAGCGGGCAUCAACACACAUUCGAACGAGUUUAAGGAGAGUGCGCUGACGCUGGCGUGCUACAAGGGUCAUCUCGACAUGGUGCGCUAUCUGCUCGAGGCUGGUGCAGAUCAGGAGCAUAAGACGGACGAAAUGCACACGGCCUUGAUGGAGGCGUCCAUGGAUGGGCAUGUGGAGGUGGCGCGACUGCUACUAGAUUCCGGUGCGCAGGUUAAUAUGCCGACGGAUUCGUUCGAGUCUCCGCUCACGCUGGCCGCUUGCGGUGGUCACGUCGAUUUGGCCAUGCUGCUGAUCGAUCGUGGUGCCAACAUCGAGGAAGUGAACGAUGAAGGCUACACCCCGCUCAUGGAAGCGGCGAGGGAAGGUCAUGAGGAAAUGGUAGCAUUAUUGCUACAACAGAAUGCGCAGAUUAAUGCUCAAACUGAAGAAACUCAGGAAACCGCCCUGACGCUGGCUUGCUGCGGAGGGUUCAUCGAAGUGGCAGAUUAUCUCAUCAAAAACGGUGCAGACAUAGAACUGGGUGCAUCGACCCCGCUAAUGGAGGCCGCCCAAGAAGGUCACAUCGACUUGGUGCGGUUCCUGCUGCAGAACGGUGCCAACGUACACGCGCAGACGCAAACUGGUGACACGGCGUUGACUUACGCGUGCGAAAAUGGCCACACGGAGGUUGCAGACAUCCUACUGUACUACGGUGCCGAGUUGGAACACGAGUCAGAGGGUGGCCGCACACCCCUGAUGAAGGCGUGCCGCGCUGGUCACUGGUGCAUCGUAAAGUUCCUUAUCGAGAAGGGCGCAGAAGUGAAUCGGAAUACGACAAACAACGACCAUACGCCGCUUUCGCUGGCGUGCACCGGUGGCCAUCAGAACAUCGUGGAGUUGUUGCUGAAGAACGGUGCAGAUCCGUUCCACAAGCUGAAGGACAACAGUACGAUGCUGAUCGAGGCGGCCAAAGGCGGUCAUAUCGGCGUAGUACAGUUGUUACUCGACUUUCCGCACUCACUGAUGAGCACUAACGCUGCAGCGGCGGCCGCCGUUGCCCAGCAGCAAAACAUGCUUAACAAUGGGCAGAUGCAACAGCAACAACAACAGCAACAGCAACAGCAACAGCAACAGCAACAGCAGCAGCAACAGCAACAGCAACAGCAGCAGCAACAACAGCAGCAGCUGCAUCAACAACAGCAACAGCAGCUGCAUCAACAACAGCAACAGCAGUUACAACAACAGCAACUGUUGGCUGCUCCACCCGGUCUGCAUGAGGUCCCAGAAGCUAUUCGUGUUAGCAAUAAGCAAAUCUUCCAACUGCCAGCGAAGGAAGUGCUCGAACAGCAGCAGGCACCUUCUUCGCAGCAAACCCACAUUCUGACGCAGCAGCAGCACCAACAACAGCAGCAGCAAAUGCAUCAGCACCAGCAGCUAAUCGCCAACAGCCACCAGCUGCUAAAUCAGGCUAGCAUGCUCCUCGACGGAAGCGGUAAUGAUACCACGUCCCUGGCGAAACAUCUUCUCGAGAUACAGGAACCUUCGCUGAAGGAAACUUUCCUCGAGGGUCUGGCCAUGGGUUUGCGAUCCCGAGCUCGACGAAUGACGAACGCUACAACAACGGCAUCGACAACACCUCCUAUCGGCGGGCAGCCACAGCCACUGCACGAUCAACCGACAGCCGCUGAGGAACAACUAAUCCACUACAUAAGUCAGCACCAGCAAGGAUUGCUCCAGGGAAGUGGCAACGCGAAUGUGACCUAUCCACAGCACCCGCCUCUCCAGCAGCUGCAGCAGCAAGUGGCGUCCGCAGUUGCUGGUACUAUCAACAGCAGCGGUGUUGUAGCACCCGCUGGUAGCAAGCAGCAGCAACGCAGUUUGUUGCGCAAGAAGCUACAGCAACAAACGACAGCAACAACACCACUGCCUUCAUCGUUCGAACCAAAUCUUACGAGUUCUGAGGCGCAGCAGGUGCGCAGCGAACCCAUUGGCGAGGACAAUGUCUGCUCAGGAGGCAGUGGCCAGCAACAACAGCAGCAGCUGGUAAGGGGUGCCAGUAGCAGCACUGGUGUCCCGAUGCGUUCGGACUAUGAGCAGUAUCAAAAGCAAAUGCGCGAGAUGUAUCAGAAGAAGGCCAACAUCCAGUUCAUUUGCGAUGCCAACGGUCCUCCGUCGACUCUUCUACCACCAACCGGAACGUACAUUGAUAUAACUACACCGGUACAAGGUAAACGAUACUUGCCACAGCAUUUGCAGCUGGCAGCUAACGUUGCAGUCAGUAGCAACACAGCGCCUGCUAUGCCACCUUCUGCAGGUUUGGCAUCGGUUGGCAACACCAGCACACCAAUGGUCUACAGCAUUGGCAGUGGUGGUAGCGGAACACCGCUGACUGCACCAUCCGAAGUGUCCCAGAGUACCGCUAUCAGCGAUCGUCCAAAGGUUAAGCCCGUUUCGAAAAAGGACGCCAAGAACAAUCGCAAAACUGCGGCAGCGGCGGCGGCCGCAGCAGCCGCAGCAGCAGCCGUCGCAACUGCGACGGCGACGGUUCAACAACAGCAGCAGCAAUCGCUGUGGACCGCGGGUGGCACCAACAACAACAACAUUAACACGCCCACCGGAGGAACAAAUGCUUCUGUUCUGCAGCAGAAUCAAAUGGUGUCAAUUUACAACAAUUUGUCUGUGAUUUCAAGUUCCGAGCCGAACGUGCAGCUGCUGCAGCAGUCGAUGUCGAACUUGAAUCUGCAGUCACAGUCCGAAACGGUAACGCUUUCUCAGUCCUCUGCCAGUAACAAUAACGGCGACGCGUCCGGUGUUAAGACGGACGAUGAUGGUCAACCUUCUUCUGCCAGCGACGGUGCCGUUCCUGCGUUGCCCAACAAUCUGUCGGUUAUCAAAAAUAUUUCGACGGCAGGAAAACGUGCUGCAGUGGACAGCGUUGAUGACAUAGCCCCGGCUAUUGCUGCCGAACCAGAGGAAAGCCAACAGCAGGAGCAACAAGAUCGUUGUGGUGAUGUUACAGAAACCGAGGAAAAGUCUCCAGCAACAUCAUCAUCGGUGGUGCCCACAACCGAAACAUCGAUCGUUGGUGACAUUGCUGCGCCAUCCGCGACUGGGGUGGCAGCGACAGGAGAAUUGAAUCCUGCCCCGAACGCAGCUGAUGGUACAGCUGAUGGUGCCGCCAGUGACACUGCCAGCAGCACCAGCCACAGCAGCAACAGCAGCACCGCUAGCAGUGGCAAAAGUGGCAGCAGCAGUGCAUGUAGCAGUGACAGCAGCAGCGGGGGAAGCGCGGUUAGUGCUAAUAGUGGAACCAGCGGUAACACCGGAAACGGCAAUGUGAUUGCUGUUGGCGGGGAUGGUGUCAGCGUAGACGGCGGCAACAACAGCGGCACUGCUAGCAGCAGCAACGUUGUUUGUAGUGCUGGACUUGCUUCCUCCGACCCGGAUAACCAGUUCAAUCUGUUUGCGCUGGUCGAUCGGAAGGUGAUGCGCAAAAUUGCUCAACGGCUGUUGGGCGAUCUGCCAAAGUUACAGUCGGAAGCUACGCCGGGAUGUUCAACAAUGGAUGUCCCACCUGCGUCACCACCACCCCUGAUAAAUGCUGAACUGGACUACCCUGAGUUGUCGCGCAUUCUAUGCAGCUUCAGUCGAUCGGAGUUGCUGCCCAGUUCGGAAUUCGUGCAGGUUCACCAACAUAUGUCCAACAUUAUUCAACACAAGGGAGGAAGCAAUCCGAUCAAGAUUAGCGAUGCGUCCGUUGGACCCCAGUUCGUCGAGGGUGAGGGUGAAGAACCUUUGCCAAUGUUCAACAUCGACGAUUCGGACCCUGAAGGUAUGGUAGCGGAGUGUGUCGCCGGAAUGUAUCCCAUUUUGGACGAAUCCCUCGAACCGUACCACACCGAAGACGGUGUUGGUGGUGCCGGGCAGGCACAAGGUUCACGGGAAUCGUACAACUACGAGUGGGUUGAGUGCAUCGACGAGGUGAUCCACGCCCUGAACGGCUGUACCGACAUUCCGGUAGCACUACAGGAAAUGGCUGCCAACCUGACGUGCCAGGAUAUCGAUGCGUACGCCAACCUGAUCGGUAUGAACUCGUUCUGCAAGACACGCUGGGCCGGCAACCAGAACCAACUGACGUCCGGCACGUCAUCACCGGCUGAGGAGGAUGGUAACAAUAUUAACCUCCAGGACGAGCAGUGCGCGUUCCGGCAGGGACAGGCCGCCGCCAACCAGCUUCUCGGAUUUGAUCCGCAGCAGCAAUUUUCCUUGGAUCAACUACAUCUGCUCAGUCAACUGCACUCUUGCUUGCUCCCGCAGGCCUCCGCUUCCGGUACGGUACUGCACCAUCCGUCGACGGCUAGCGGUGCCGAUGGUCAACAGCCAAAGCUCGUUUUCAACGUAGAUGCAGAUAAAGCCUCGCAGGUGCACUUGCUAUUUCAACUGCCCAACGUACAGCAGCAACAGCAGCAGCAGUCGUCUGUGCAGCAGCAGGAUCAACAACAGCAUGAUGCUAACAUGAUUCUUAACACUAGCCAGCAGCAAACGUCGCUGCAGCAACAGCAACAAGCGACCAGCCAACAGUGCAACGUAACGCUACAGUCGCAUGCUGCGGCAGCUGCCGCCGCUGCCUUGCAGCACGCUCAGAUGCAGCAACAAUUUCAUGCGCAAAAUAUUGCCGCCGGUUCUGUUAUCCUUCAACAGCAGCAGCAGCAACAACAACAACAGCAGCAGCAGCAGCAUCUGCAGUCUCAGGCCCAGGGACAGCAGCAUUGCAUGCAGCACGCCGCAACUCAGAUGCAGGUCGCAACCCAAACAACCUCCCAACCGGUCGUGGUAGCGGGCAGUGGUGAAUUGGUGCCCCAAGCUGUAGGCGGCAAUAUGCUCGCUACGAACUCGCCGCAGUUAAUGCAACUCUUUGAAGCAGCGCCUCCGAGUGGCAAAAUGGGAGGCGGUGGCAGUGGAGGGAAAAAAGGAGAAAAGAAUCGCAAGGAGAAAAAUCGUCUCGCGAUGCCGGGUUCAGUUCGGCAAGCGCCAGCUGGCCAGCAAGCAUCCCCAGCAAUCAUGAAUGAAGUGUUGGCCGGCAUCUAUCCGACGACCGGCACCGUCGGCGGACCAGCGGCGAUGGUAACGGGCCAGACAACGAUCGGCACGGUGGCGGCGACCGCAUACCCGAGGGGCAUCAUUCCCCCGCAGGCAGGUAUGGUAUUGCCGGAGCGUAUGAUCGACGUCGACUCGGAGACAGAUUCGAACCAUGACACGGCACUCACGCUGGCUUGUGCCGGGGGCCACGAGGAGCUGGUCGAGCUGUUGAUCAACAGGGGCGCCAACAUUGAGCACAAGGACAAGAAGGGCUUUACGCCCCUCAUAUUGGCCGCCACGGCCGGCCACGAGAAGGUGGUCGACACUUUACUGCGCAACGGGGCCGAGCUUGAGGCACAAUCCGAGCGCACGAAGGAUACGCCCCUGUCGCUCGCUUGUUCCGGAGGUCGCUAUGAAGUGGUGGAACUGCUUUUGAGCAUGAACGCGAACCGAGAGCACCGUAAUGUGUCCGACUACACACCGCUCAGUUUGGCUGCUAGUGGGGGAUACGUGAAUAUCAUCAAGCUGCUGCUGCAGCACGGAGCCGAGAUCAAUUCGCGCACCGGAAGCAAGCUGGGUAUUUCGCCGCUCAUGCUGGCAGCCAUGAAUGGGCAUACGGCGGCCGUGAAGCUGCUGCUCGACAUGGGAUCCGAUAUUAAUGCGCAGAUCGAGACGAACCGCAACACGGCAUUAACGCUCGCCUGCUUCCAGGGACGGCACGAGGUUGUCAGUCUGCUGCUCGAUCGCAAGGCCAACGUGGAGCAUCGGGCCAAAACUGGACUGACGCCCCUGAUGGAGGCUGCCUCCGGUGGAUACAUUGACGUGGGGCGAGUGUUGUUAGAUAAGGGAGCGGACGUGAACGCAGCACCGGUUCCAUCAUCCCGCGAUACUGCGCUAACGAUCGCCGCCGACAAAGGGCACCUCAAGUUCGUUGAACUUCUUCUGUCCCGCGGUGCCGCAGUAGAGGUGAAGAACAAGAAAGGAAACUCCCCGCUUUGGUUGGCCGCAAACGGUGGCCACCUGGGUGUGGUGGAGCUACUGUGCAGCGCGGGAGCAGACAUCGACUCACAAGACAACCGCAAGGUGUCCUGUCUGAUGGCCGCCUUCCGAAAGGGUCACACGAAAGUGGUCAAGUGGAUGGUGUGUCAUGUAACACAGUUCCCGUCGGAUCAGGAGAUGACGCGCUUCAUCAAUACGAUCAGCGAGCAGGAACUGCUUGAAAAGUGUCACGACUGUGUGAAGGUGAUCCGCGCAGCAAAGGACCAGCAAGCCACGAAGGCCAAUAUGAACGCCUCGAUACUGCUGAAGGAGCUCGAUCUGGAGCGGACGCGCGAAGAAAAUCGAAAGGCGGCCGCGGCCAAACGGCGAGAGCGAAAGAAGCGUCGCAAGGCGGAAAAACGCGAACAGCGCAAGCACACUACCGACGGCAACGUCGACCCCGAGCCCGAGGACGAAGACGAGGGCGAGGAGGAUAAGGACGAGGACAACGACAGCGACCACGACGAGGACGAGCUGCUCCUAUCGGCUGCUAUCGCCCAGGUCCACAGCAACAGCAGAGCGCAGAAUGAUCACAAACACCAGCAACAACAGCAGCAACAGCAGCGCGAGAAGGACAAAGAUAAGACGGGCAAAGAGAAAGAUAAGCAGCACAAGGAGGCAAAUGCGUCUUCAUCAUCCUCUUCCCAAAAUACACGCCAACAGCAGCAGCAGCAACAACCACAACAGCAAAUGUUCCAGUAUCGCCAAGUGCCGAUAUUGUAUCAAGGGCAGGAAGAAGGCGAUUCCGGCAUCGAUGCCAACAGUCAGGGAUCGUGCUCGAGUUCGGACGUCAAAUCGUCGAAUGCACUGGAGCAGAAGAAGAACAACAAAAAGCGCAAGCAGCAGCAGCAGCAACAGCAAAUGGCACGUGGCACGAUCGCUUCGACCAACGCAGCCGGUGCCGCCAGGACGGCUAGUACCAAGGCGUCACUGACGUCGGCAUCCUCGGCGUCUGCGUCAACCAGCGGGGGUAACAGCAAAGCAUCCCAGGGCCAAACGACCGCCAGCAACCAGAACGGCAGUAACGCCAAUGCGACACAAGCCGCCGCCACCAGUCGGCAAUCGAAAAGCCCGGAGAGUGCCUCGGCAGCGUCGUCGAACAAUGUCAACAACCCUGUGGUGCAGGAUAAAAACUCAAAAGACAAAAGUCGACGUCAGCAGCAGCAGCAGCAGCAAGAUAAGGAACAGCAACCCUACAGCAAAGAUCGCGAGAAGCGUGAAAAGAGUGAAAAGGAAAACGUGGCUCCGAAAGAUGAUCAUCAUCAUCCGCAGCACGGCGGUGGAAAGCAGCAGCAGCACCACAACAAUCACGCGAUGUCGGCGGGAUUGACGGCAACGGGAUCGAGCAACAGUGGUGGGGCAACGCAGCACCACCAACAGAGCGCUGGCCAAACGCAAGCUGCCAACCGUAAAUCGAUCAUUGUGUUCGGUUCCAGCGCCAACAGCAACAAUCGACACGGAGGAGAGCACCACCACGAUGAAGCGUUUCCGCUAGCGGCUACGACCGGUGGCGGUAGCUCCUUCUACAACGCAAGCUCCGCUGCCACGGGCAAGAAAACACACGGCAACAAGACGUUCUACAGUACUAACGACGAUCACGGAAACCCUCAGCAGCACGGUGGUGGCAUGGCGACGAAACGUGAGGAAGGCUGGAAGGAGGUGGUGCGCAAGAGCUCCGUCCAACAGAGCCAAUCGUCAUCCUCCUCGCCGAUGGAAUGCCGCAAAGUACAAGUGCCGGUGCACGCCAUUUCGCGUGUGAUUGGACGUGCGGGAAGCAACAUCAAUGCGAUCCGUGCCGCGACCGGGGCCCACAUUGAAGUGGAGAAGCAGGGCAAGAGUCAGGGCGAUCGGUCGAUCACCAUCAAAGGAUCACAGGAAGCGACCAAACAGGCGCACUCGCUGAUCGUGACGCUGAUCAAGGACCCUGACGUAGACAUUCUGCUUAUGCUACCGAAGCACAACAGCAGCAGUAGCACCACCACUGCCAGCAGCGCGUCGUCUUCUUCGGCUGGCACCGUAUCGUCUACGACCGGUACCUCGUCGAUGUUUGGAUCAGCGGCAUCUAGCAACACCGGCAGCUACUCGCACCAACAGCCCCCGAUGCCGAUUGUUCCGGCCGCGAUCAUACCCUCGAAUGGGGUGGCACCGACCAUGUCCGCCAUAGUGGCCUCGGGUGGAGUUGCAGCGGCCGCUGCCGCUGCUGCUGCUGCCGCCGCCGCGGCUGCAGCCACGGCAGCCGCAGCCUCUGGUGGCAGCGCUGGGCAGCAUUCGCUUGGCAAAACCGCCGGCAACAACAAACAGUCCGGCUUUUUGACGUCUAACAAACCCACGGUCAGCGGGAGCGCGGUACAAGGAGGAAUUGGAAACAGUAACGCGAAACCGCCAAUUGGGUCUAUUCCAUCGGCAGGCGGCGUCAAUAAUACCAACAUCUCCGGUGCACGACCAACCGCAGCAAAAAAUCUGUUCAUGUCAUCUUCCGCCUCUUCCACUCUGCAGCAGUCACGCGGUAUGGCAUCUGGCAACAGUGGAGGUGUCACUACUGUGCCAUACAGUAAUGCAGUGGCUGGCAGUGGGUCACCAGCCGGCACUGGGACAGGCAAAGAAGCCAAGCGUCCGGGACCGCCAGGAACAGUCGGUGCUGGUACCGGUAGUAUGAUGGGCAGUUCCGUAGGAGGUAACCCGAAAGCAAAUCAUUCGCAUUCAGGCCCAAUGGUACCCACCAGCGGUACCGGUUCGGCGGCAUACACUGGCGCUAACGGAAUGAUGCCGCCGAUCAAGAAGGGUAUGAACAAGAGCGAACCCCUGCCACAACGAACUGGAGCGGUCAAUAACACCUCUUUAGUUGCGGGCACGUUUGCCAAACUGGUUGCGGCGGACGGCGGAAAUUCUGGUAGUGUCAUCGUGAACAAUAACCAAAAGCAGAUGGCAGCGACUGCGCCCAUUUCUAACACCACUGGCCAACAGGCGCAGCAGCAGCAACAGUACUCACAAACAUCAUCGAGUGCUGGCACUCGCUCCGGUAAUCUGGCAAUACAGCAACAGCAGCAGCAACCGCAGCAACUACAACAAUCGCCUGCUAAAGGAUCGUCGGGUGUAGGAAUGUCGACGGCACCGUUCGGCAACAACUUGAACAGCUUUGCUGGUGCGAAUCCAACCGUUUCUGCGCAGCAGCCGAAGAUAUCGACAUUUAUUCCUCCGAUCGCGACGAGCGGUCCUGGACCAACGAUCGCAGAGCCGUCGGCUCAUCCACCGCUGCCACCCAUCAGUGCUCCGAUUACAGCCAAUCCUCAUGCCGCGCCUGGCAGUGGCCGUUCGAUCACGCCGAUUGGCCAGCAACCUCAGCACCACCACCAAUCGUCAUCAUCAUCAUCGACGACCACUGGACCGAUCGGUAGUCGCAGUGUAACGACUCCAUCGCCACUACUGCACCAACCACAAACCGGUGGUGUCCAGCUUGGAUCGCCACCUUCGUCACUGAAUGCAGCUCCCGGGGGACAGCUACAGUCGAAAGCGCCGGGCGGAAGUAGCAACCUACCGCAGCAGCAGCAGCCUCAUCCAGCGCAACAGCCGUUGGCACCGCCACCGCAAACGAACGAAUAUUCGCUAUUCAACGAUCCGUUCAGUAACAGCCAGUGGGGGACGGGUGCCUCGGCUGGCGGUGGUUCUUCUACCGCCAGCGGUGGUUCCGCUGAAACGGAAGUGGGCAAGACAGUAAUGUACGGGGCUGCGGGCCACCAUCAGCAGCAACAGCAUCAUCAACAGCUUCACCACCAGCACCAUCAGCAUCAUCAGCACCUUCCGCCGCACCAUCCACACUCCGUGGUCGGUGGAAGUGGUGGUACCGGCGGUGGUCCUUCGUUCAUGGAGAAUCCUCCAACACUACAGGUCGACGCGUCAAAAGCGCCAGGAUAUCGCGGAAACUCGAUUUCAUCCCCAGGCAGCUCGAAAGCGUCGAGCACAGCGACAUCACCUCCAUCUUCAGUCCUGUCCUCGCAUCAGUCGCAACAGCAACAGCCGCCACAACCGCAACAGCAACAACCGCAACAGUCGCAGCAGCAGCAUCAACAGCAGCAACAGCAGCAGCAGCAGCAUCAACAGCAGCAGCAACAUCAGCAACAUCAGCAGCAGCAGCAGCACCAGCAACACCAACAAAACCAGCACCAGCAGCAACAGCACCAUCAGUCCCUAGCACACCAAGCUAUGCAGCCACACGGUACCGGUGGCCAUCCGUCGAUGCACCACCCAUCGCAACAACAUCCUCAUCAACAGCAGCAGCACCAUCACCACCAGCAACAGCAGUCCCUGCUGGCGGCAGCGGCCUCGUUGCACAUGCUCAACACUACCAGUGGUAGUGGCAGCACCGGAGGUAGCGGAUCAUCGCUCAAUUCCGGUCUCGGACACGUUCCCGUUUCCGGUGUGCCUCCAAUGUCUAGUGCUGGACCCCCCGUGGCCGUAUCAUCACAGUCGAUGGUAACCCCAACCGCCGCUGGAGGUGGUCAGCAAUCGUUGCCACCAUCAUCUUCAGCUUCGGCAGUUUUGCCUUCCGUGAUCGGUACCCAGCCGUACCCAUCGCCGAGCGACGCGGUGGUCGGUGGGUGCAUGAUCAAACCAACGCCGCCCCCCUCGAUGCUUGUAGGCAGUUCCACCGCCAACGGUGCCAAUAGCGUCGGUCAGGCCGCGCUGCAGCGCUCGAUGAUGACUCUUUCCUCGCAGAUGCGCCCUCCGCCACCGGACUAUCUCGGUGGUGGCGGCGGACGCGACCAUUCCGGUGGAAUGCCGCAACAGCAAGCACCGGUCGGUAGCUCUCGUCCUCCACCCCCGUUGAUGUUUGAUACGGUCGUUAACCACCUUGGCGGCGGAGCUGGCGGUGGCCUCCCGGGGAGCGAUGGUUUGCAAUCGUCAUCCUACCAAACGCACCAUCUCGGGCUCGGUGGCGCUGGCGGCACAGUCGGCAGUCUUCCACCGAUUUCGCGCCUCAACCCGAAAGCAUCGGCUUUCUCGGGUGUACCAUCAGUCAUACAGCCGCCACUCCCAGCCCAUGGCCAUCAAGCUGGUAAAAUGAAUCAAUCGAACCAACAACAUCAACAUCAGCAACCAUACGGUGGUACGGGUGGUGGUGGUGGGAUGUUCCACGCACCUCCUCCGAUCGGUAUGGGUGGCAAGUAUCCGUCGAUGUCAUCCUACAGUCUUGCCCCGGGGCGUCCCAACAACCAGCACCAACAGCAGCACGGACCGCCACCACCUGGAAACAACCAUCGGGGUGGCGCGGGUGUUGGUUCCGGCAUUGGUGGUGGUGGUGCCUCGAACAAUUGGUUCGCGUCGGAGCUCGGCCAUCAGCUGCAGCAGCAGCAGCGAUCCGACAGUCUGAUGGGAAUGGAGAACGGGCUUGCAAUGGCCCUCGGUAACUCACCGACAAUCUCACCGAACAACAACACACAGCAGACAGCCAAUGGCGGUGUUUCGCUGGCACAGCAACAGUCCACGAUGGAGGAUGCUCGCAAGCUGCCACGGGCCAUCGGUACGGAGCGUGCCUGGAAGUAUGGUGGAAACGGUAGCGUUGGCAUCGGUGGUGCUGGUGGCGGCAGUGGCGGCACCGCUCCUCCCGGGGUCAGCGGAAUCAUGUACAACCCGACCGGAAUGGGGGGAUACGCUGCGUUGGAUGGGUCGGAUCUGAUGAAUGGUGGAGCGACCGCUAUCGCUGCGGCAGCAGCGGCGGCCGCUUCCCAGCAAUCGUGGAUGUUGGACAAGAGCCAACUGAUGGGCGGAGGCGGCGGCGGUGGAUCGCAGCAACAGCAAAUGGCCUGGAUCAACCCAGGAGCUGGAGCAGGCGGCCCCUUGCCGGGCGCGAUCAAUCGGCAGUAUAUGGACGAUAUCCACCUAGCGGACCACUUCCAGCAACUGCAAAUGGACUACCACGGUAAUAUCGGUGGUGGUGCCGGCGGCGGGGCCACCGGUCCAACCCAACCGAACAUGAAUUUUAUGCAGUAUCCUUUCACACCAUCCAACGAUAUGGUGGGAGCGGGUGAGAUGCGACCGCCAUGGGAGCAUGAAAAGCAUGGUUGGUCACAAAAGUGGACUGGUCACUAGAGGGGCACUAGCUUUGGGGCGUGCAGUCAAAAACAGCAGCAGCAGCAGCACACAGCAUGCCGGCGGAUGAUGAUGACGGACGAGAAAGAGCGAAAAAUGAGUGAAUAGGAGUGGACGGUAAGUUUGAGACGGUUGAAAGCAGUCACCCGCCUCGUCACCCAGUGUAAAACGCCAUCGGUAUAGCGCGCGCGGCAAGCAUCAUCCCCAUCAAGCAGACGAUCACGACGAACGACAAACUUCCCAGCUUCGAAUCUCCAGCACACACUCCUCGUCAGAUCCGAGAGGAUAGCGCGCGCGUGGUAGGCUGACGCAUAUGUAUACAAGCUCCGUAGUAUGUAACAGGAUGUCGCUGAAGGCACGUACAUUUGACCCAUGCUACUCACAGGUUUAAAGUUCUCCGUUACCACAGGAAGAUAGGAGCUCCACUUUCCAAACACUUUUCUUCUUCUUCGAACGACGGUUCCGUCAACAAUCAAGUGAAAGGGCAGGGCACAUAUACACAUAAUUUGUGCACGUCUUGUUUUUUGGGUUAAGGAAACGAACGUGAAUAUUGAAUA